Molecule: messenger RNA, 1608 nt
Organism: Corylus avellana
Lineage: Eukaryota; Viridiplantae; Streptophyta; Magnoliopsida; Fagales; Betulaceae
Product: putative F-box protein At1g65770
Source: RefSeq, a predicted model, not a curated record
UUUGAGUGCCCCGCCGACUAGGAGACCAAUGAGAGGCUGUUUGGGCUCCAUUUGCCAGUUGCCGGGCUGUUCAUGCUCCGGUUUGAAUAGGGUAUUUUAGAUGCAGCAGAUUCAGCCCCGAAAGGCCUGGAGCCCAAAUCCAGCGAGAUUAAAGCGGAAACGCGGUGUCGAUGCUUCAAUGCUUUUCAGAGUCGAUCAAGCAAGGAAGAUAUGGGUGGGAGGGUAGUGGAUUGGUCGGGUCUUCCAAAGGAACUUUUGGAAGUGAUCGGCAAAAGCCUCGACAGCGGUCUCGAUGUUCUCCGAUCUCGCAGCGUCUGUACCUCCUGGCGUUUCUCUAUCCCUCCCUCCCAAGCUCGGUCUCCUCGCUUCCCUCUCAAAUUCCCUGAACCCCGCAGCGCGCUUGAGUCAGCGCCAAGGUCACGAUCGCCAGUUUAUCUCUGCGAAAGCACUCUCUAUCUUGUUCAACCGGUAAAUCAUUUUCCAACUUCAUCUUCUUCUUCUUGCAAUAAGAUUAAGGGCUGGUUGAUCAAGGUCCAAGAGUCAAAUUCAGGCAAAUUGCAUCUUUUAGAUCCACUCCCCAACCACAGAUACAGGUGCUCCCCUGUUACCCUAAAUACUUUGAACUUGUUGAACUUCCGGGUCGUGGAAUUAAGAAAGGCGUAUGUGCUUAGACUUAAUGUUGCCACUCCACCAAGAUCAGAAACUGAAAGAAGUUAUGCCCCCAGUUACCGUUGUAACCGCUCUAUUCAUGGGGUGAGCAAAGUAGUGAUGUUUCCGAUUUCAGCUUGGACUGAUGCUGACGAGUAUGCUGUUUUCGUGAUUUUUAAUGAGGGGAAAUUGGCUUUCGGGAAAUGUGGGGAUGAGAAGUGGACCCUUGUAGGUGAUCGGAGCUUUGAAUAUGAUGAUAUUAUUGUUUACAAGGGCCAGUUCUAUGUUGUUGAUAGAUGGGGAACUGUUUUUUGGAUCGAAUGUUCAUCCUUAAAGUUGGUACCGUUUUCCCCUCCGCUGUGUGGUUUGGGUAAUCAGAAGCAUCUGAUGGAGUCGCGUGGAGCCCUUUAUGUUGUUGAUCGAUACCUUGACAGGGAACGAAGGAGGAUGGGGAACAAUAUUAGGCGCCGAGAUUUUCCCAAAACAGUUGAUUUCAAAGUGUAUAAGCUGGAUGAAGAGGGGGGUAAAUGGGAUUUGUUGAAAAGCUUGGGUGAUCGAGCAUUUGUUUUGGGUACUGAUUGUUGUUUCUCUGUUUCGGCUCAAGAAUUUGUGGGAUGUAAAGGGAAUUGCAUUUACUUCGUUGAUCCACGUGAAAGUCAUGUUUUUAGUUUAGAGGAUAGUAGUAUUGCCGAUUUAGUUUCCAUGGAUAAUGCUUAUCCAUUCUGCGAAGCCCCAACUUGGCUUAGCUCUGCUAAUGCAUGAAUGUAAGUAUGAAAACCCAAAGGAUAGCGCUUCGUUGUGUUUUCACUGGGAAUUUACCCUCUCUCUCCCGUUGUGCUAUGUAAAAUCUAAAAGAGGGAGGAGAGAGACGAGAGGGCGGCAGCACAUAGAGACUACAUCUUGUAUAUUGAUUAUAUUGUGUUGAAAUAUUAUGAAGGCCUCUAUUUACUUUUACUGUUA